Molecule: messenger RNA, 800 nt
Organism: Trachymyrmex cornetzi
Lineage: Eukaryota; Metazoa; Arthropoda; Insecta; Hymenoptera; Formicidae
Product: protein-lysine N-methyltransferase N6amt2
Exons: 4
Coding region: 147-791 (214 amino acids)
Biological process (GO): methylation
Molecular function (GO): protein-lysine N-methyltransferase activity; nucleic acid binding
Source: RefSeq, a predicted model, not a curated record
UUUUAUAGUAGAAUACUUGUUUGGGUCAGGUAUUUAUUCUUACACUAGAUUGCACUACUCUUUCGCUUUUGCCAAAUAUCAACCAUACAACUAUCUCACUUUAAGUUUUAAAAGUGUACAUUAGUUCAGUCACAAAAACAGACCCAAUGAGUAAUAGUGAUAGUGAUGAUCAUCCGCGACUAAGCUCGAGUACGCUUGCCGCAUUAGAGGAAUUUUUGAAGGAGAAAGAAGAGCGAGAAAAUUUGUUGAAGCUGAUAUCCGAAGAUCAAGUGCCAGAUACUCCUUUCGAUGAGAAUUGGCAAUUGAGUCAAUUUUGGUAUAAUGACGAUACAAUAAAGGCUUUUGUUAAUGGUGCUCUAAAUUCUACACCAGCAAAUGGAAAGAUCGCUCUAGUUUCUUGUCCAACUCUUUACAGCAAAUUAAAAAAGGAGUGUGGUAAACGGCAAAUCACGCUGUUUGAGUAUGACAGUCGUUUCAAGAUAUUUGGUACAGAUUUUAUACAGUAUGACUACAAGUUUCCUAUGGAUAUACCUCAGCAUAUGUCUAGUCAAUACGAUUUGGUUAUAGCAGAUCCACCUUUUCUUUCGGAGGAAUGUCUAACUAAGGUGGCGGUGACAAUAAAGUUUUUGACCAAGAAAAAUAUUGUUCUUUGCACAGGUGCUAUUAUGGCGGAGCUGGCAGAGAGGCUAUUGGACGUUAGAAAAUGUGAUUUUCUCCCAGGUCAUAAAAACAAUUUGGCGAAUGAAUUUUAUUGUUACUCAAAUUUCAAUUUUGACACAAUUCUGAAAUGAUAAUAAACA